AUGACUAAAAAGAACAUAUUUGAUUCUUUACAUAUGCAUUAUUUAUCCGUUAUUUAUGCAUUACUGACUCUAUUUUAUCUUUAUUUAUCAAUUAAUUCAUACAAUUUAUUAUACCUGUUAAUUUAUAAACUUCCUAGUACUAUUCAUACUUAUUUCAUGAUGAAAGGGUUACACAUUUUUAAUCUUAUAAUACUAAUUAUUAUCUAUAAUGGUGGAAUAUAUGGAUAUAUUAAGGGCGACGUUGCACAGAGGGGAAUUGAUGGUGACACAGUAGAAAGAGUGUUCAGAAUUGCAGAUCAAAUAGGGAGAUACUCUCAAUCAGUUCCAAACAUGUUUAGGGUUGUUAAAAAAAAUCUGGAAUCUUUAGAAAGAGAAGUUAAGAUUAAAGCAUUGCUUCCUUCCAGUAGCAGAAUAGAAGCAUUCCGGAUGAUAUGUGAGCCCUUUAACAGAUUCCUUACUAGAAGUCCUAAGGACUACUUUAUACACAACCCACCCAGAGGUACAGCAUACAAUGUACAGCUAAAUAAUGCCAAGGAAGUGGUUAGAGAAAUUUAUAGACAAAUCCAAAGGCUUUGGCUAGAUGGAUAA
Molecule: messenger RNA, 588 nt
Organism: Theileria annulata
Lineage: Eukaryota; Apicomplexa; Aconoidasida; Piroplasmida; Theileriidae
Exons: 1
Coding region: 1-588 (195 amino acids)
Source: RefSeq, a predicted model, not a curated record